AUGUUAUACGGAACUGUCGACGAAAACGUUUCCCACGCGACUGAUGCAAACAGCAGGCAGCGCCUUCUUCUAUGGAGCCGCAAACGGAAUCACAAUGUAGUCCACGACAUGUUCUCUUGUGGGCAUUACUCUUACGUGAUAUACCCGUCAACCGAGUCGCACGCCUCAGACACUCGUUGUCUCUGGGCUGGCAGCCGCACCAGCGUCGCAAGGGUACCCGCGGAUGCUCAUGCCCGCACGCUGAUUGAGGAUUUGAGCAGCCUCGCCGCAGCCGCAGGAACCUACCUCGACAACCCCGAUGUUAUAUUUUGA
Molecule: messenger RNA, 312 nt
Organism: Rangifer tarandus platyrhynchus (Svalbard reindeer)
Lineage: Eukaryota; Metazoa; Chordata; Mammalia; Artiodactyla; Cervidae
Source: the annotation of a GenBank genome assembly